UCUCUCUCUCUCAACAGGCUCUCCAUUUUAUUUGGUCAGCUCUGGGCAUAAGAAAGAGGAGAAUGAGAAGAUAUAUACUAUUUCCUAUGAUUUUUAUGAGCUUAUAUAGUGCUUCAGACUUUGCAUUUGCUGCUGGAGCAGAAUAUGAGGGACCUUGGUAUGAUUAUACUGCAUAUACUGAGUGCAUGCACCAUCCUGAGCCUCCUUUGUACCACGGAGGAAUUAUAAAAGACGGGACUGCAGGGUUUCAGAAAAUGGAGACGGGCAGUUUGUCGCCAGCCUUCGUACUGUUUAACCUCACCGCGGUAACCAGAUACAGUUUCUCAUGUUGGCUAAAGAUCAACAGAGGAGCAGAUUCUGCUCUGCUGAGAGCAAAGCUAACCAGCGGCGACAAAACGCUGAAUUGCAUCGGCACUUCAGUUGCCAAACGCGGCUGCUGGUCUUUUCUGAAGGGAGGCUUCGUCCUCGACGCCCCUUCUGAAACUUCUGUCAUCUUCUUCCAGAAUGACGAUGAAAGCAAAGCGAUUGAGAUAUCGGUGGCAAGCGCUGCGCUUCAGCCUUUCUCAGUUGAGCAGUGGGAGAUUCAGCAGAACGCCAGCAUAAGAACAAAAAGGAAACGCGCUGUGGCAAUCCACGUUUCCGACGCGGAGGGGAAUCGCGUUGGCGGAGCUUCCGUUUCUGCUCAGCAGAUUUCAAAAGACUUCCCGUUUGGCUCUGCUAUUGCUAAAACCAUUCUCGGAAACUCGAAGUAUCAGGCCUGGUUUGUGGAUCGGUUCAACGCCGCGGUCUUCGAAAACGAGCUAAAAUGGUACGCAACCGAACCGGAACCGAACCGCCUCAAUUACACCCUCGCCGACCAGCUCCUCCAAUUCAUCCGCUCCAACCAGAUCCUCGCCCGCGGCCACAACAUCUUCUGGGAAGAUCCAAAGUAUACUCCGGCGUGGCUCCGCAAUCUCUCCUCCUCCGAUUUCCGCUCCGCCGUCUCCUCCCGCAUCCUGAGCCUCCUCACCAAAUACAAGGGCGAUUUCGUCCACUGGGAUGUGAGCAACGAGUUGCUCCACUUCGACUUCUACGAGCGCCGGCUGAUGAACCCUAACGCCUCAUUGGAUUUCUUCGUGGAGGCGCAGAGGGCAGAUCCGCUGGUUAGGGUUUUCAUGAAUGAUUUUAAUGUGGUGGAGGGGUGCGAGGAUGGGAAGUCGACGGUGGAUGCGUAUGUGGGGAGGAUGAGGGAGUUGGAGCGGGGAGGGGUGGUGAUGGGAGGGGUGGGAUUGGAGGGGCAUUUUGGGAAGCCGAAUGUGGCUUUGAUGAGAGGCGUGCUUGACAAGCUGGCGACGCUGGGGCUUCCGAUUUGGUUGACGGAGGUCGAUAUCAGCAGCAGGUUUGAUCGUCAGACGCAGGCUAAGUAUCUCGAAGAAGUUCUAAGAGAAGGUUUCUCCUAUCCUUGGGUUAACGGUAUCAUUCUAUGGACUGCUCUUCAUCCUAAUCAAUCAUGCUACCAAAUGUGCCUCACCGAUGACGACUUCCAAAACCUGCCGGCCGGCGAAGUUGUCGACCGGCUUCUCAGCGAGUGGCGAACGAAGGAGGCAGCAGGAGAAACCGAUGAUCAUGGCUUGUUCAGCUUUGAUGGGUUCUUGGGAGGAUAUAAGGUUGCUGUGAGGUAUGGAAACAGGUCUGUGGAGACUACUUUCUUUUUGAGCAGAGGGGAUGAGACUGAGCAUUUUAACAUACAGUUAUGAUUAAAUCAUGCUAUAUAUUCUGCUUAUGUGAUUCAAUAAAUGUAGCAGCUAAUUUAUCUAAUGAUAUUGAUGCUAUAAGCUAUGGUUCUGCCGUUAAACUGAGAUUUCGUUUGGGACGGCUUUUUAGUGCUUCUUAAAAAAGCUUAUUAGAAAGCUGUUUUUAGAAGAAGGAAAAAAGCUGUCCCAAUCGAAGCCUGGAAUGAGAAGAAGUCAUGGUUUCUCUACUUCAGAAAUUUGCUGGAAAGAAUGAGAGCUAAUUGAUUAUGUGGCUGCUUGCUUUAGUUUGGUUUGCUGGGCUGCUUUCUGUAGCUACAAAUUAACUUUCUUUAUUGCCAAGUAACACAUUUAUUAGUUUUGGUGCU
Messenger RNA from Dendrobium catenatum, 2098 nucleotides. Its product is annotated as endo-1,4-beta-xylanase 5-like. Gene Ontology annotation, biological process: carbohydrate metabolic process. NCBI's taxonomy places the organism in Eukaryota, Viridiplantae, Streptophyta, Magnoliopsida, Asparagales, Orchidaceae. The coding region runs from base 63 to 1736 and encodes 557 amino acids. The transcript is spliced from 8 exons. The record is from RefSeq and is a predicted model, not a curated record. Gene Ontology annotation, molecular function: hydrolase activity, hydrolyzing O-glycosyl compounds.